AUGAAUCGUACAAAAAACGAUUUCCUCCGAGUACCUUCGGGACCAGACGAUGGCCGAAAAACGUCUGAAAAGGUUGCAAGCGGACCACAGUUUGGUUCUAAAGUUACAUUCAACGCUGGAUCCGUCUUAUUUGAACAAAGUCCUAAUGAAGCGGACGGACUAGUGCUGGAAAAGAAGUAUCAUCAAGUGUCACUGAACGAUAGCAGUGAGAGCAAGGGUGAUGAUCGCGAAGGUUGGGAUAACAAAAUGCAGUUCUUCAUGGGUGUCAUUUCCUAUGCCGUCGGACUGGGCAACGUCUGGCGAUUUCCAUAUCUGUGCCAAAAAAAUGGUGGAGGUCAGUUACUUCUUAUCUAG
This is a messenger RNA of Gongylonema pulchrum, 354 nucleotides long. The record is from the annotation of a GenBank genome assembly. NCBI's taxonomy places the organism in Eukaryota, Metazoa, Nematoda, Chromadorea, Rhabditida, Gongylonematidae.